ACGUCACAUUGUGCUCAUCUCUUCAUCUGCCAAAUUGUUCGCUGUCUUCACGUAGUGUGGAAACUCUGAAUACAGCAAAUAAAUUACAAAUUUUCCCAUAAACUUCCCCAAAUUUCCAAUACUAAAAUGGCAGACCUUGCUGCACCAGUACGUGUAUCUCCACUGAUUAAGUUUGGACGCUGGUCCUUCCUAAUAGUCGGAGUUGCAUAUGGUGCCUAUCAUCAACAGCGCUUGGCUAAGCGAGAAGUCGGAAUCCGGGAGAUCGAAGCUCAGCAGAAGGCCAUUCGAGAUGCAAAACUAGCCGAGGAAAAGAAACGUAAUUCGGAAGCUGAAGCCAAAGCCAUUGCCGAGUUGUCUGGGCCAUCGAAGAAGUGAGCUGUCGCGAGAAUUGUUUAGUCCGUUAUUUUUAAUUCUAAUCAAGUAAAUCAGUUGAAACGAUAACGUCUUGUAUAGAUUCAUCUAAAAUCUGGGAAUCAUGGAAUAAAUUGAAUUCUUGGCGAACCGAACAAGUUUUCCCGCAUUAUAA
Messenger RNA from Malaya genurostris, 526 nucleotides. RefSeq names its product ATP synthase subunit e, mitochondrial (gene ATPsynE). Lineage: Eukaryota; Metazoa; Arthropoda; Insecta; Diptera; Culicidae. The transcript has 3 exons. Bases 127 to 375 code for a protein of 82 amino acids. Gene Ontology annotation, molecular function: proton transmembrane transporter activity. The record is from RefSeq and is a predicted model, not a curated record. Gene Ontology annotation, biological process: proton motive force-driven ATP synthesis.